AUGGCCAACCCUAACGUACUCACCUUCGAUGUUGAGGGUAGAGCGGUCGAUUUUGAGGUCUGGGUCGAUGAUCUGCAGCUUUUCCUGCAGUGCGAUAGCAAGGAUGGUGUCUCACUGUUUGAUCUCACUUCUGGCGCCUCUGUUGCACCUGCUGCUGAUGCUGCCAGUACUGUUCGCUCACAGUGGACCACGCGCGAUGCUGCUGCCCGUCUUGCUGUCUGUAGUCACCUGCCGUCUGCUGAGCGCGCGCACUUUAGCCAGUACAAGACUGCUAGCACUAUGUACACUGCUGUUGUUGCGCGCUACUCCUCCCCUGCCACUUCUACCCUUAGCCGCCUCAUGCUGCCGUACCUGUUCCCUGACCUAGCUGCUUUUGCCACAGUCGCUGACCUCUUUAAGCACCUCCGCACUAGUGACACCCGCUACCGCGCUGCGCUUCCUGCCGAGUUCUGCGCCGCGAACCCCCCCCCUAUGUACAUCACUCUCUACUACCUCGUCACCCGGCUCCCUGACUCCCUUCGCUCGGUCAGGGACCACUUCCUCUCCCUUUGCCCCACCACGCUCACCGUUGACCUCCUCGAGGAGCGCCUCCUUGCAGCUGAGAAGAGUAUAGUCGCUGUAGGAGCCUCUCGUGGUGACCCUCGUGCCCCUUUCUUUGAGGGGUGCUCCCCCGUCCCUCUUUUGCCCUCUGUUGCCUCUGCUGCUGCUGCCGACCUCGUUGGCACCGAGUCGGUUGGCGCUGCGUCUACCCCUAGUGGGAAGCGCCGCUACGGCAAGGGCAAGGGGGGCAAGGGGGGUGGAGGGGAUGGAGGGGGCGGCGGUGGUGGCGGUGGAGGAGGCGGAGGGGGUGGGGGUGGAGGUGGGAGUGGUGGCGGGAGUGGGGGCUUCGGUGGCGGCGGUGGAGGUGGAGGCGGCGGAGGCAGCGGCAGUGGAGGUGGAGGUGGCGGCGGCGGCGGUGGAGGUGGGGGUGGCGGUGGUGGGCAGCGGGGAGGCUCGAGCGGUGGCCAGCGCCAGCAGCAGCAGCGCUCCCGUGAGACCCCGUCGCCUCAGCAGCUUCGUGAGUGGUACGCUGGGCGUGGGAGGUCUGGGGGUGCUGGUCCCUGCACCUACGUUCUUCGCACCGGCGACCGCAAUGGAGAGACGUGCGGCGGCCCGCACACCACUCCACGCUGUUUCGGCCGCCUGACUGACGCCUGGCGUGCACAGUUCCCUGGCUCAACUGAGAUCCCUCGCUGGGGUGAUCUGCUUAGGUCGGGGGUUGCUAUCUUUGAUCUUGACUAUGACACUAUCCUUGGUGCUAUGUAUGCUGUGUCUGUGUGUGCUGAGGGUGACUGUUACCUGUGUGUUCCGCCCGACCCGGGCAUUGAGGCUGCUGCUCUAGGUGCUAGUGAGUCUGCUGCUCCAGGUGCUGGUGAGGCUGCUCUCUUAGGUACCGCGUCGGCUCAGGUCUUGCACACUUUCACCCUUGACUCGGGUGCUUCCCGCUCCUUCUUUCGCGACUGCACCACACUCUCGCCGCUCAGUCGGCCGGUGGCACUCUCUCUGGCUGACCCCUCUGGGGGACCAGUUGUGGCCCGUUCCUCCACUGUUCUCCCGUGUCCUGCGGCUCCGUCCGGCUCGCUGUCUGGUCUUCACCUCCCCUCGUUCUCUACGAACAUGGUGGCGGGUGCUGAUCUUCGGGAUGGGGGUGUUCACCAGUUCACCCCUGCCUAUCAGCGUGUAACGCACUGCACGUGUGCUCGGACGGGCAGUCACCUGGCCACGUUCACCCGUCGGCCAGGGUCCAGCCUGUACACCCUUACCACUGAGUCUCCUCCUGUCACUGCGACUGAGUCCCUCCCACCCCUUCCUCCGGGGCCUGCCCCUACCUGCGUUCCCUGCGUCAAGGGCCGGCAGCGCGCCGCUCCUCACUCCUCCGAGUUUCCUCCGACAGAGGCUCCCCUGCAGAAUCUUCACAUGGACGUGUGGGGCCCAGCCCGCGUCCGUGGACAGGGUCACGAGCGUUACUUCCUGCUGGUUGUUGACGACUACUCGCGUUACACCACGGUCUUCCCCUUGCGCCGCAAGGGUGAGGUCACUGAGGUGUUGAUCGACUGGAUCCGCGCUGCUCGUCUCCAGCUCAGAGAGAGUUUCGGCUCGAACUUUCCUGUUGUGUGUCUGCACUCAGACAGAGGUGGAGAGUUUUCCUCCGACCUUCUGCGAGCCUUCUGUCGGGCGGAGGGCAUCCGCCAGACGUUCACGCUUCCGGCCUCUCCACAGCAAAAUGGGAUUGCUGAGCGCCGCAUUGGCAUGGUCAUGGAUGUCGCUCGUACGUCCAUGAUCCAUGCGGCUGCUCCCCAUUUUCUGUGGCCGUUCGCAGUUCAGUACGCGGCGCAUCAGAUCAACCUCCAGCCCCGGGUCUCCAUGCCGGAGACCUCCCCCACUCUGCGGUGGACGGGGAAGGUUGACGAUGCGUCUGCGUUCCGUGUCUGGGGAUCUCGAGCUUUCGUCCGCGACUUGUCUGCGGACAAGCUGUCCUCCCGUGCCGUUCCCUGCGUCUUCCUUGGCUUCCCCCCUGACGCGCCUGGUUGGCAGUUUUACCACCCCACCUCGCGCCGUGUUCUGUCCACUCAGGACGUCACGUUUGACGAGUCGGUUCCUUACUACCGUCUCUUCCCCUACCGCACUGCCCCCCUCCCCCCCCCGCCGCUCUUCCUCGCGCCAGGUACUCCUCCGGUAGACCCCCGCCCCCCUCAGGGUCCUGCCCCCUCAGGUGUGUCUCAGGUAGACGCAGUCGAGCCUGUUGAGGUAGCUGUUGACUCUGGUGCUGCUCGGGGUGCUGAGCCUGGGGGUGCUGAGCCUGGGGUUGCUGAGCCUGGGGGUGCUGAGCCUGGGGUUGCUGAGUCUGGGGGUGCUGAGCCUGGGGGUGCUGAGCCUGGAGGUCCUCCGAGUGUCCCGUCGCGGCGGGAGCCCCUCUCUCCACGGCAGCUUCGUGAGUGGUACGCUCGGCGCUGUAGCCGUGCUGCUGGAGCUGGGGGGCCUACUGCUAUACGUGCUGCUGGUGCUGGAGCUGCUGGAGGUGCUGCUGGUGCUGGAGCUGCUGGUGGUGCUGCUGGAGGUGCUGCUGGUGCUGGAGCUGCUGGAGGUGCUGCUGGUGCUGGAGCUGCUGGAGGUGCUGCUGGUGCUGGAGCUGCUGGAGGUGCUGCUGGUGCUGGAGCUGCUGGAGGUGCUGCUGGUGCUGGAGCUGCUGGAGGUGCUGCUGGUGCUGGAGCUGCUGGAGGUGCUGCUGGUGCUGGAGCUGCUAGAGGUACUGCUGGUGCUGGAGCUGCUGGAGGAGCCGCUGGUCCUGGAGGUGCUCGUACUGGAGGUACUGGAGCUACUGGGACUGGAGCUGCUGCGGGAGUUGGAGCUGGAGGUGCUGGAGGUGCUGGAGCUGCUGGUGAUGCUGCGGGAGUUGUAGCUGGAGACCCUGGAGCUGAGGGUACUGGUGCUUUCUCUGCUGGUUCAGGAGGUGCUGCGCGGCCGCGGCCGUACUACGUUCCGCUCCUUCAGCAGGUUCUUGGCCUCCUGCCCUCUACUGGUUCUACUCCUCUCCUACUGAGUCCACCGCCUGUCCAGUCGCAGUUACAGUUACAGCCAGCCUCUCCACUGCCUGGUCCUUCUCCUUACACUGGACCGACUAGAGGUCUUACGGAGCGUCGUGAGCCUGAGUCUCGUCCUGCGUCGCCUGAGUCUCGUCCAGCGUCGCCUGUCCGCGCUGUCCGCACUGGUCGUCGUGCUCCGCGUGAGCGUCCUCCUCCUGUCCCUGGCACUCACCAUAUGACUCUGCGUCCUUCCACUGCUCCACAGCAUGUCCCUCUGCCGUCUCCUCCUGCGUCCUCUCUUCCUGACGGUCCGAACCCGGAGUCUUACUCCCUUCGUGCUGCCAGUCCUACUGUCACGCGUUUCCUCGCCACUGUUGUCACUGACCCUUCCUUUGAGUCCACUGCUACGUCUACUCUAGUUGCUGAGCUUGUUGACUUUGCUGCCGCCUGUCGUCUAGACUACGCCGCUAGCCUUGUUGCUGAGUCUGAGUCUGUCUGUCCUCCGUCCCUCGGGGGUGAGUGUGCUCUUGGCACGGACGGAGACCCGGAUGCACCAGACAUCCCGACCCCGCGCUCUUACGCAGAGGCGAUAGAGGGUCCCAACUCCUCUCAGUGGCUGUCAGCCAUGGACGCAGAGAUGGCUUCCUGGAAGUCCACAGGCACCUACGUCGACGAGGUUCCCCCGCCUGGGGCGAACAUCGUCAGUGGCAUGUGGAUUUUCAGGGUGAAGCGGCCGCCGGGUUCUCCGCCUGUCUUCAAGGCGCAUUACGUUGCACGAGGCUUCAGUCAGCGUGAGGGAGUUGACUUCUUCCAGACCUUCUCCCCUACCCCGAAGAUGACCACUCUUCGGGUUCUGCUGCACGUCGCCGCUCAACGUGACUACGAGCUCCACUCUCUUGACUUCAGCACUGCUUUCCUACAGGGCAGCCUGCACGAGGAGAUUUGGCUGCGCCGCCCACCUGGCUUCACUGGGUCGUUUCCUCCUGGUACCCAGUGGAGCCUCCGGCGGCCAGUCUACGGUCUCCGCCAGGCACCCCGUGAGUGGCACGACACACUGAGGACGACUCUUGCUGCUCUUGGGUUUGCUCCUUCUACUGCUGACCCGUCGCUGUUUCUACGCACCGACACCACUCUGCCGCCGUUCUACGUUCUCGUGUACGUACACGACUUGGUCUUUGCUACUGCUGACACUGAGGCACUCGCCCACGUGAAGUCGGAACUGCAGAAGAGACACACGUGCACAGACCUGGGUGAGCUGACAAGCUAUCUUGGCUUGCGGAUCACCCGGGACAGAGCACAGCGCACCAUCACCUUGACUCAGUCACACAUGGUGCAGCAGGUCCUUCAGCGCUUCCGCUUCACGUACUCCUCGCCACAGUCCACUCCUCUGCCUACCGGUCACUCGCUCUCAGCUCCACCUUCGGACGAGUCCGUAGAGCCGAGUGGCCCAUAUCCAGAGCUUGUGGGCUGCCUCAUGUACCUGAUGACCUGCACUCGACCUGACCUUGCCUACCCUCUUAGCAUCCUAGCACGCUAUGUCGCUCCUGGCCGACACAGGAAGGAGCACAUGGAUGCUGCUAAGAGGGUGUUGCGCUACUUGUGCAGUACGUUGGGCAUGGGGCUCGUGCUUGGAGGGCGAGGUCCAGUUGUCCUCACUGGUCACGCUGACGCUUCUUGGGCUGACGACUUGACUACGCAGCGGUCCUCCAGUUGUGAGGCUGAGAUCUACGCAGGGGCCAUGGCUGCACAGGAGUUACGCUGGCUCACCUACCCGCUGACCGACCUUGGAGAGCCGCCUCGUUCUCCUCCAGUGCUGUACGUCGACAACAAGGCCAUGAUUGCCUUGUGUCAGGAGCACAGACUGGAGCACAGAACGAAGCACAUCGCUCUGCGCUACUUCCUUGCUCGAGAGUUGCAGCAGCGUGGUCAGCUUCGUCUUGCUUACGUGGCCACUCGGGCCAACACUACUGAUGUCUUCACCAAGGCGCUUCAGUCUUGUGAUCAUCAGCGUUUCUGUACUGUUCUAGGCCUUGUGCCUACUGUGCCUCACUUGCUUACUUCCUGA
Molecule: messenger RNA, 5628 nt
Organism: Closterium sp. Naga37s-1
Lineage: Eukaryota; Viridiplantae; Streptophyta; Zygnematophyceae; Desmidiales; Closteriaceae
Source: the annotation of a GenBank genome assembly